Molecule: messenger RNA, 354 nt
Organism: Exophiala aquamarina CBS 119918
Lineage: Eukaryota; Fungi; Ascomycota; Eurotiomycetes; Chaetothyriales; Herpotrichiellaceae
Product: glutamate-1-semialdehyde 2,1-aminomutase
Exons: 1
Coding region: 1-354 (117 amino acids)
Molecular function (GO): transaminase activity; pyridoxal phosphate binding
Source: RefSeq, a predicted model, not a curated record
AUGCAAGUUGCGGGAGGUUGUAAUCUCGGAACUCCAGAGUUUCUUCACUACCUGCGCGGUCUAGCUACUAUCGAGAACGCUCUCCUGAUCUUCGAUGAGAUCAUGACCUCGCGACUCGACUAUAGUGGUCUCCAAGUGCCCUUGGGCAUCAAGCCCGAUAUCGCGACCAUCAGCAAGUGGGCUGGUGGUGGAAUGAGUUUUGGAGCAUACGGGGCGACGCGAAAUCAUAGAGUGUUCCAUCCGAGUACUGGAAAGCUUGGCCAUUCUGGAACUUUCAACAAUAUCGUGACGAUGGCCGCCGGAUUCGUCCUUGGGUAUGGAAGUCUGUUUGCGAUUCAAUUCGACGGCUCCUAG